AUGUUGCACAAACUCCAGGACCAGGUAUGCUCCCAGGUGAAUGAAACCAGCGCCGCCCCGCCUAAGCCAGGCCUCCACGCCAUGAUAGACGAGCUGUUCGCUCGCCACGAAGUGCAGCGAGGGCUAAUCGAGUGGCUGGGGGAGGACGAAGCCCGUAAUAGAGCGAGAACUUUAGUAACGGAGCUCCAAUUUGACAUUCGAACGGGAGACGGCAACGACGCUCGCACGACUCUAAACAAACUACUGCCUCUGUAUAUGGAAGCUCUAAACGUCCGAGAACUGGGCGAACACGCCAUCCCCGUAGCCUCCCCGGGAGGAAAGAAGGACAAGAAGAUGCUUGGCAAUCUCGUGCUGGGCCGCAUGCAGCCGUUUCUGGAACAGCUGCAGAUGAUGUACUCGGAUACUGUCGAUGACGGAGAUUCCUUCUCAGCUAGCAAGGGCGAGGAAUUGAAGGGGACGACCAAGAGACUCAAGGCGGCGCUGUUCGUGUUUCUAAAUACUGGCAACUUCGCGUCGCACAAUCGCGGCAAACUGACUUUCUGCCAGCAGGUCGAGCUGUGUGGCGCAGUGGGGGCAAUGGCGGAGACGCUGCCGGUGGUACUUCACGCCUGUCAGACGGUGAAAACAGGAAAAAAGAGCCUGGCAACGAGACGAGCUCUGCGUGUGGACAGCUCACGAGCGAAGUAUCAAGCGACGCUCAAGCACAUGGAGAUGGUGCCCAAAGCGCGCGUUUGUAGACGAUGCCCUUCGUGUCGUCGUGACGACUGUGCCGAGUCGCACAGACUCCUGCAGGCUCUACCGUUUAACCCUCUAGCGGUGACGCUGAAUUGUCCAGUCCCCAAGAGCUUGUGGCAUGACUUUGUGCAUGAAAACGACCUGUGCGUCUUCAACCACGGCGAGUUAAAGUCAAAGUCCACACUCCGAGCAGGGAAGCGGAUCCUGUGCUGGGCCAAAGCAGAGUGCAAGGACUUUGGCUGUCUGCGAUCGCACUCUCUGGCCGAAGUCUGCUGGUUUAAUCCGAGUUUUAGGACGGAAGCGUGCUCGCAAGGCAGAGAGUGUCCGUGGAAGAAAAACUGCUGUGCGUUCCACAGCGAAUUUCAUAAAACCAAGCGCAGUGUACACAAGAACGAGUACGUGGGUGUUGCUGAGCCAAUACUGUUUCUAACUCGGACGCUGAAGGCGUUGAAAAAAGGUCCAUCGCCUUCUCCACUGAAGACGAAGAUCGUGUCGAAAGCGACACCAAAUCAAGGCGAGCAGAGCCAAAUCUCGAGCUCGGAGCAACAGAAAUACACGCGUGUGCUCACGCACAUGGAGACGGUGGCAAAGGCGCGACUUUGCACGAACGAAGAGCACUACAAGCCAGGCGGCAAUAGCGACGUCUGUGACGAGUCUCACGACCUUUAUGAAGCUUUAUCUUUAAAUCCGCUGGCGAUGGUGCUGCCCUGCCUCACGCCCAAGAGCAAUCGCGACGAUUUCCUGCAUCAAAACGGACUCUGUGUGUAUUACCACGGCAAGAAACCCGUCCCGAAGGAGUUUCUAAAGACCAAAAACCUGCUGUGCGAGUCACUCGACAAGUGCAAGGACGAGACGUGUGUCAAGUCGCACUCGGUCGUCGAAAUCUGCUGGUUCUUCCCGAUCUUUCACGUCAAUAAAUGUCCUCAAGGAGACUCGUGCAAGCGCAUGGAAACCUGCUCGUUGUAUCACAGCGAAUAUCAUGACAAACGAGACGCGACGAUGAACGAUACGGUGGGCAACACGGAGCCCGUUUUCUUUAUCUCGCGCGCGUAUUCCGAGCUGGUCUCGAAGAGUACGAGCUUCCAGAGUCUAAAAGAUGUGGACGACGACAGCGUAACCAGCUGGGAACUCAGCGAAGACGCCGGUGACGCGGACGACAACGACGAAGAGUUGAAGAAGCGGACCGAGACCGAGCGUGUUAAGUACGAACAAGUACUUGAACACAUGAAGCUGGUGCCAAGAGCGCGAGUGUGCAGCAUGAGCGAAGACCAUGAUAACGCAUGCGCCAAGUCGCACUCUCGACUGGAAGCGCUCGCAUUCAACCCACUCGCGUUGAUACUCAAGUGCCCGAUUCCUCCAGACGAGGAGCAUCUGGCGCAGUGCGUAUUUGACCACAACAUGGGACCCGUUCCGAAAGGUUUUGUCAAAGAUAAAAAGCUCCUCUGCGAAGAGCUGGACGCGUGUAGUAACGCAAACUGCGUCAAGUCGCAUUCCAUUGCUGAGGUUUGCUGGUUCAACCCAAAGUUCCGCGUGGCUGAGUGUCCGCAAGGCAGCGAAUGCGCUCGCAAGCAAAACUGUGUUGGGUUCCAUUCGGAACAUUCGGAACGGAGGAAUGCGCGAAUGAACUCCCAAGUCGGAGCGACUGAGCGAGCAUUGUUUGUUGAGCGCGUGUAUGCGGCGCUAACCAAGCGGCGGCUCCAGGCUUCACAUCACAACCUAGAGGCAGAACUGACUCUUGCCAACUCGGAAACAUCUCACGACGACGAGCAUGCGCCUGAAGUUGGAUAUGAACACGUUGACAUGCCGAACUCGUUUGAGUUGUUGUGCAGUUCAAGCGAUUGA
This is a messenger RNA of Phytophthora infestans T30-4, 2577 nucleotides long. RefSeq lists its product as uncharacterized. NCBI's taxonomy places the organism in Eukaryota, Oomycota, Peronosporomycetes, Peronosporales, Peronosporaceae. The transcript has 2 exons. The record is from RefSeq and is a predicted model, not a curated record. The coding region runs from base 1 to 2577 and encodes 858 amino acids.